AUGCAACAAAAGGGCGGGUCUUACACUUACUUUUUAAGACAUGACUUUGCUUUCAUUUCAAAUGGCAAAGCUGUACUUGGUUUCUCAGAAACUCUUCCAGCUCCAGCCAUGGAGGAAAGCAUUCUUUUUCAUUUAACCCUCCCGGACAUCUGCUUUUCCUUCCUGUCUCUGAUCUUAUUCCUCGUGGAUGUGGCACUGGACCUGUGGGCCGUGGUAGAGCUUUAUGAAGAUGAGAAAUACUUCUCCAUGGGAUUUUUGAUAUUUCUUCUGCUCGGUUCUUCGGUUCUGACGCAGAUCUACAGCUGGAUCUGGUACUCUGAACAAAACAAAUCUGAUCCGAAGACCGACGUUGAGAACUUCAUCAGGAGACACAGUUUAGUGGGUCCGGUGCACAUCUUCCAGCUCGGCAUCGUUCUCAGGUAUGCAGAAUUAAUAGUGAACACAGUUUGCGGUUAUAACAAGGAUGAUAGCCACAAAAAGGAAGUCACGGUGUACCUGCAACAUGAUCUCAGCAUUUUGCGUCUGUUCGAGGCGUUCUCUGAAAACGUUGCACAGCUGGUGUUGAUGAUAGCUCUCACCGUGAACAUGCAGGACCAGCAGCUCUUCACAGUUGCUAAAAUCAUCGUCUCUCUCUCCUCCCUUUCCUUAUCCUUAAUGACCCACCAUCGCCACAUGCGUGCGUUCGUCCUUAAGAAAAAUAAAAUGGGAUGGUCUUCAUCUGUCUUCUUCUUCCUGUGGAACUUGUUCCUGAUCGGCCCUCGUGUGGUGGGCGUGUCCCUCUUCGUCUCUGCCCUGCCCUGCUACUUCACUGCUCACUUCCUGUCCCUGUGGACGCUACUGAUCUUCUGGGCCUGGUGGCAGAAGACAGACUUCAUGGAGAGUAAAGCUGGAGAAUGGCUGUACCGGGCCACCGUAGGCCUCAUCUGGUACUUCAGCUGGUUUAAUGUCACGAGUGGACGCACCAGACUCGAAGCAAUCAUCUAUCACGUGGUCAUGGGGUCAGACACCAUGCUGCUGUUAGGAUUAUGGUGGUGGUGGAGAUCUGUGGAAUCGGCUCGUCUAGGUCCGCUACCUAUUAACCCCUACCUGCUUAUCGCCGUGUUAGUGACCAUCUACAUUACAGGAAUCUUACUGAGGCUGCUUUAUUACUGGAAAUUCCAUCCUAAUAAACCAGCUUUACAGACAAGGCUGGAAAACCCAGACCUGGAACCUCGGGCACCAAUAAGGAGAACAGCAUGUAUGGAUAUCGAGCAGACGGACACACCAGAACCUUCACCUACGUCCACUGAUAUACCUCAGACACAGAGACCUCUCACUGGCAUCCACAAAAGGAUGAAAAUCAUGGCUGAGAACUUCUACUACUAAUCUCGAGUUAUUUAUUUACAGUAAUGUACAUAAUCUGUAUAUUCUAGCACAGAAGUAUAUUCUCUUACCGUUUAUAACAUGCUCUUUCCAUGUACAGCCUUAUUUUUUUAUUAUUAUUUUUUUUUUGUAAAUGGUUGUAUAAAUCAGUUGCUUUGCAUUGCCAUGGUUACCCUACAUGACGAACACGGG
Messenger RNA from Hemibagrus wyckioides, 1554 nucleotides. Its product is annotated as XK-related protein 8-like. The record is from RefSeq and is a predicted model, not a curated record. The transcript has 3 exons. NCBI's taxonomy places the organism in Eukaryota, Metazoa, Chordata, Actinopteri, Siluriformes, Bagridae. Bases 1 to 1365 code for a protein of 454 amino acids. Gene Ontology annotation, biological process: engulfment of apoptotic cell; phosphatidylserine exposure on apoptotic cell surface; apoptotic process involved in development. Gene Ontology annotation, cellular component: plasma membrane.